This is a messenger RNA of Pezoporus occidentalis (night parrot), 4005 nucleotides long. RefSeq names its product DENN domain containing 4B (gene DENND4B). Gene Ontology annotation, cellular component: cytoplasmic vesicle. Gene Ontology annotation, molecular function: protein binding. The coding region runs from base 11 to 3985 and encodes 1324 amino acids. The record is from RefSeq and is a predicted model, not a curated record. Gene Ontology annotation, biological process: regulation of Rab protein signal transduction. Lineage: Eukaryota; Metazoa; Chordata; Aves; Psittaciformes; Psittacidae. The transcript has 27 exons.
AGCCCCCGCCAUGUGCGCCGAGCCCGCCCUCGUCGAUUACUUCGUGGUCGCGGGGCUGCCCGCGGCGGGGGCGUUGCCCGCCAGGGGGCGCUGCGGGGCGGCGCCGGAGGAGGAGCCUCGGCCCAAGGAGCCAAUCACGGACGUGGCGCUGAUCGCGCGUGCGCAGGGCGAGGAGGCGCCGCUGGGCUUCACGUGCAUCGAGGCCACGCCCAGCGGGCACCCGGCGGAGCUCAGCGCGGGGCUGCUCAGCCCCGGCCGCCUCUGCCUCUGCUACCGCAGGGGGCGCGACCGCAGCCCCAUCGUGGCCCUGGGGGUUCACUACGAGGGCUCUGGCGGGCCGGGCCCGGGGGAGCUGCUGGUGGCCACCACCCCUUACAGCCGCUCGGCGGCGCUGUCGGGGGCGGGGCCCGCGCGUCCCCGCGCCUUCCUCACCUUCCGGCGCGCGCGCGCGCCGCCCGGCCCCGCCCCUUCCGCCGCCGUCACCGACAUCUGCGUCAUCCUUCCCGCGCGCGGGGAGAGCGCCCCCCACGCCUACAGCCGCGUGAGCCGCGGGCUCAGCGCCGGGCCAUGGGGCCCUGCCCUGUACCUGUGCUACAAGAUCUCCGUGGCCAGCGCCAAUGCCUUGGUCUAUGAAGCAGCCCUGCUCAGCCGUUACCCCGCUCAGGACACCUCCUCCUUCCCUCUUCCGGCCUCGGUGCCCAUCUUCUGCCUGCCCAUGGGGGCCACCAUCGAGAGCUGGCCCACGGGCACCCCAUACCCGCUGCCCCUCUUCUCCCCCUUCGUCCUCACCGGCGCCUCCGGAGACAAGAUCUAUGGGGCCGCCAUCCAGUUCCACGAGGCCUUCCCUGCCGAGCGGCUCUCGGAGCGCCAGCGCCUGCGCCUGGGCCUCGUGAGCGUGGUGGACCGGCGGCCGGUGGCGGGGCGCGCGCCCCACGCCCGCAAGAGCCUCUGCGUGCUCUCCCGCUGGCCCUGCUUCCGCGUCUUCCGCCACUUCCUGCUCUUCCUCUACCGCUACUCCGUGUCCGGGCCCCACGUCCUGCCCCUCGAGGCGCACAUCUCCCACUUCAUGCACAACGUCCCCUUCCCGUCGCCGCAGCGCCCGCGCAUCCUGGUGCAGAUGUCCCCCUAUGACAGCGUCCUGCUCUGCCGCCCCGUUGCCUCCCCACUGCCGCUCAGCGGCGCGAGCUUCCUGGGGCUGCUGCGCGCCGUGGGGCCGGGCACGGCCGUGGCGCUGCUCGUGGCCGUGCUCACGGAGCACAAAGUUCUCCUGCACUCGCGGCGCCCCGACCUGCUCACGGCCGUGGGGGAGGCGCUGGUGGCGAUGAUCUUCCCCCUGCGCUGGCAGUGCCCCUACAUCCCCCUGUGCCCGCUGGCGCUGGCCGACGUGCUCAGCGCCCCGGUGCCCUUCAUCGUGGGGCUCCACUCCAGCUACUUCGACCUCCAUCAGCCCCCCCGGGACGUGGUCUGCGUGGACCUGGACACCAACACCGUGUCCCAGAGCGAGGAGCGGAAGCUGCUGCCCCCGCGGGCGCUGCCCCGCCGGCCCUGCAAGGUGCUCUUGGCCACGCUGCAGGACGUGGCCCAGCAGCUGCAGGACUCGUUCCCGCCGCCGGCCGAGGAGGCGGAGCUUGGGCUGGAUCCGAGCGAUGCGGAGGCGGGGCCAGGGGCGGGGCGUGGCGGGGGGGCGGAGCUACGCGCGCAGGCCGCGUUCCUGCGCUUCAUGGCGUGCGCGCUGCGCGGGUACCGCCCCUUCCUGCGGCCCGUGCGGCCCGGCCCGGGGCAGCGCAGCGAAACACAGAGCCUCUUCGAGAUGCACGGGUUCCUGCGCUCGCGGGACCGGGGGGAGCAGCGUUUCUACGCGCAGCUCCUGCGCACGCAGCUCUUCGCGCAGUUCAUCGAGGAGCGCUCCUUCGGCGCCGACCGCGAGCCCGCCCUCGACUUCUUCGACUCCUGCGUGGACAAAGUACAGCCGGACCUAGAGAAGCCUGAGGACACCCCAUUGCUGGAGCUGGACGAUGCUCGGGGGGGGGAGCACACCGUCUUCAUCACCCCCCCGGAGCAACCGGUGGCCCCCGACGGCUCCGAGCUGCCCGCCAAAUACCACUACGAUGGCUUCCCCACGCUGUGCCCCGAGCUCCUGGAGCCCCCCCGGGACCCCUUGGUGGCUCAGUUGUGCCAGGCCCGGAGCAGUGCCCCCAGCAGCCCAGCCCCAUGCCGCACCAAGCAGGAGAUGAAGAUGGCCCAGCGCGUGGCCCAGAAGUACUCCUCGGUCCCCGACAUGUGGGGCCGGUGCCUGCUGGGGCACUGCUAUGGGCUCUGGUUCCUUUACCUGCCCACCCACGUCCGCGCCGCGCCGGCCAAGCUGCCCGCGCUGCACUUGGCCUACGACGUCCUGCGCCGCAUGGAGGCUCACCGAGUGGUGCUGCCCGAUGAGGUGUGUUACCGCGUCCUGCUCCAGCUCUGCGGGCAGUACGGGGAGCCCGUGCUCUCGGUGCGCGUGAUGCUGGAGAUGAAGCGCGCCGGCAUCGUCCCCAACGCCGUCACCUACGGUUACUACAACAAGGCGGUGCUGGAGAGCAAGUGGCCCUCGGGCACCCAGAGCGCGCGGCGGCGCUGGGCCAAGCUCCGCAACGUGGUGCUGGGGGCGGCGCGGUUCCGGCAGCCCCUGCGGCAGCGCCAGCGCCAAGGAGGCACCGGCAUUGAGGGGGCCCCCCGGCCCCCCCUGCAGCGCCAAACCACGUGGGCCGGGCGCAGCCUCCAGGACCCCCCCCCGGCGCCGCGGCUGCAGAGGAGCGGCAGCGUCGGCGCCCCCCGCCCCAUGGGGUCGUUGCUGAGGUCCCGGCAGCGACCGGAGUCCAAUGCAUCCGAGAGCUCCGCAUCCCUGGGCAGCGACCUGGACCUCUCCGACCCCUCCCUGGGAAGCUCCGGCGUUCCCAAAGCCUCCGAUCCCCAUGGGGCUCCGGAGGAGGAGCCCCCCGCUAUGGAGGUGCUGCUGUCGAGCUGCUCGCGGUGCCAGGCCUGUGGGGCGCUGGUCUACGACGAGGAGGUGAUGGCGGGAUGGAGCUCGGACGACUCCACGCUCACCAGCACCUGCCCCUUCUGCGCCCGCCCCUUCCUGCCCUUCCUCAGCAUCGAGAUCCGGCGCUUCCAGCAGCCCCACGGCCCCCCCGAGCCGGACCCCUCCGCCCCCAGCCCCCCCCCGGGCCCGGUGCUCAGCGACCGCCGCCGCUGCCUGGAGCUGGAUGAGGCCGACGGGGAAGGGAGCAACGGAGCCGCCUCGGUACCGCCCCCUGACCGCUCUUCCUUCCCGUACCUGAGCCCCCUGGUUCUCCGCAAGGAGCUGGAGCGGGCGCUGGAGGCCGAGGGGGGCGCGGCGCUGGCGGGGGCGGCGCUGCGGGGGGCGCGGCCAAUCCUCUACUGGAAUUUGUUGUGGUUCUUCCGGCGCCUGGCGCUGCCCUCGGCGCUGCCCCAGCAGCUCCUGCCCCUGCCCCACGGAGGGGGGAGCAGAGAGCCGCCCCCCCCGGGCUCCCCCCACGUCCGCGUGCGGCUCCUUUGGGACGUCCUGGCCCCAGAGCCCGACGCCUCCCCCCCCCUUUACGUGCUCUGGCGCCUGCACAGCCACGUCCCCACGCGCUUCCCCUCGCUCCUGCCCCACGGCGCCCCCUUCUCCUUGGCCUUCCUGGAGGCGGUGCUGAGCCAUGUGGGGCUGGGCGAGGUGCACAAAGCCAUCGCCCUCCUGCUCGACACCCCCGGCGGGGCCCUGCCCCCACCGAGGAGCAUCUAUAGGGAAAUCCUGUUCCUGACGCUGGCGGCGCUGGGCAGGGAGCACGUGGAUAUUGCGGCCUUCGACCGUAAAUACAAAGCCGCCUUCGCCCGCCUGGCCGGGAGCCGGGGCCGGGAGCAGCUGCGGCAGCGCCGGGCGCAGCCCCCCAGCUCCAAGGCCUUGGACUGCAGGAAGAGCUUCGGGCCCCCCCCGGAGUGCUAGGGCCCGGCCGCAGGGGCGCC